AUGCGAGAAAAGUUGCGAGCGGAAAGAGAUCAAAGUCGUCCAGCGAGCUUCGAUACGGUCGACGAAGGAUCUACAGACCGUGCAAAUAUGACGACAAGCCCAGAUGACCCCGCUGACGAGCCCGCUGGGUCGCUGCGAAUGCAUCGUCUGCUGCUUGUCAGACAAAUCGACACGGCGGAAUAUAUGAGCCUGCACAGCGUGACAUGUCAAAAACGGCGCCAACUCAAUGUCGGUACCUACUCGCGUUGGAUCGCAGAUCGGGGGAAACGAUUCAUCGUUUGCAUCCAGAUUUUCUCCUAA
Pseudozyma hubeiensis SY62 is the source of this 300-nucleotide messenger RNA. RefSeq names its product monocarboxylate transporter. Bases 1 to 300 code for a protein of 99 amino acids. The transcript is spliced from 2 exons. Lineage: Eukaryota; Fungi; Basidiomycota; Ustilaginomycetes; Ustilaginales; Ustilaginaceae. The record is from RefSeq and is a predicted model, not a curated record.